UCCCUUUCUUCUUAUACCUACUUAUAAUACACACAAAAACGUACAUAAUAUGAUAAGAACUAUUACUUAAAAUGACUUAUUUUAAAACCAAAACCCACACCUAUUAAAACUAUCCAAAUCUGGCAACGUGGAGUCGUUUCAAUUUCUAGUAUUUAAACUUUUCAUGACAUGCGACAGCACGGCUAUCUUUUUCUAUCUCUUAACGAAAGAAAGAAAUAGCGUAGCCUUGCGUUGUCCCAAAAUCCCCAAUCCCAGUGAAUACAAAAACAAAAAAGAAAGUGCAUUACAUUUUGCUCUUUUAUAUAUAAAGUUUGUACAUCACAGUAUCAGCAGAGACAAAAACCAGAAGUAUUCCAAUUGAAAAACUGAAUUAAUUGGUUUGCUAAAGUUGUACAAUUGUUUACAUUAAUUCACUGCAGCAGGGAUUUAUUCAUGUAAAUCAAAAUGAAGUCUAGACAGCAAGAAAGUGAAGAAAACAAAAUGUUUUAUUGGUUCAACAAAAAGUGUUGUGUACCAGAAUGUUUUAAUUGUUCAACAAUGGGAGACGGAUGCCUGAAAGAAUAUUUUGAUCUCCCGGCAGAAUCUCAGGCCAGAACUCGUUGGUUACAGAUUAUUUUAAGAGAGGAUGGAGAAAAUUUGACUGUGUGUGAAGACCAUUUCAAAGACAGGGAUGUAUUUCUAGACAAAAACAGUAGAAAGAAGUUGAACCUGAAUUCCACACCUUCACUCAAGUUGCCUAAGUUUGUAUGUACAACUUGCUUAGGUACAAAGUGUAUUCGACUAGAUGGUGUGCAAAAAAAUGUAAAAGUAUGUAAAUGUCAUCUUCAAUCAAAACCUAAAAUUGCAAAAGUGACAGUUUCUGACAACAGGAUGUCUUCUAGAAAUCGAAUGAGCCAAGAACAGAAGAUUAAGUUAUUUAAAUUGAUAAAGAAGCACGGAGAAGUCAAACAUGUGAAAAGUACCAUUAGGAUAAAUUGGAUUAAUGUUUUGAAAUAUUCAAGGAAGCAUGGUUUGCUUGGUACCGAAAAAGAACUGAGAAGUGUUUGGCAAUAUUUGCGAAUUAAAGCAAUGAGAGUAUUUAAAAAAGAAGCACAGGGAUCUAAACUUGAAAGAAAAAUAUCCAGGUUUCUUCAUGGAAAAGGACGAGGAGAUGCCCAACUAAACAACUCUACAACUGAUAGUCCAGAAAAACCAGAAGAUAAAGCAACCAGUACUAGCGAAUCGAGUGAUGAUUUACUUGAUGAACCACCUAUAGAGGAAAAUAAUAUAACAGAAACUGAAACAGUGAACAAAUCAAACAAUGAACAAAUUGAAGAGGAAACGAAACAAGAUGAAGAUAAAGUUAUUAAACAAGAAAUAAAAUCGGAAAUUGUAUCGAAAACUGUGCAAGAAAUGGAAGAUAGCGGCAAAGAAUCUGGCAGUGAUAGUGAUGAUGAAUAUUACUCAAUAGAUGAUAUUGAAAAAGAAUACGGCAUUAAAUUGAAAAGUGAAACAGAGGAUACACAGCUAAUCCUAUCUCCACAUCCUUUAUAUGCCGCCAGCCCAGCUUCUUUUCCGCCAAUAUCCGGCUCAGAAGUAUCGACAUCUCAGGAAUCCAUAAAGAGAGAAGCUAUACGAGAUAAACGUAAUGAAGUGUUGGAUGUAAUAAGCAAGCGAUUGGCAGGUCCAGGAAUAAUUGAUGAGGACAACACAUUUAGUUUGAUAGGAAAAAUUUGGAGCUCUAAACUACAACGACUUUCUGCAGAACAAAGGGUCCGCGCAGAAAAAAUAAUUAAUGAUGUUUUUGACGAAGCAUCAUUGGGAAACCUAAACGCCAAUGUAAAUUACAGCGGAUGACUGAAAAAAAUUAUGUCCACAUGCAGCCAAAUCAAAUUACUAUUGUCUCUUAUUAUCACAAUAAUUACGUAUAAGCGAUACCAGUUAAACUUUUAAUGACGUAAUCAAGAGCGCGAUUUUUAAAUUCGUUAUUGGCAACCAUGGACAUAUU
Sitophilus oryzae (rice weevil) is the source of this 1987-nucleotide messenger RNA. RefSeq lists its product as uncharacterized. The record is from RefSeq and is a predicted model, not a curated record. The transcript is spliced from 9 exons. NCBI's taxonomy places the organism in Eukaryota, Metazoa, Arthropoda, Insecta, Coleoptera, Curculionidae. The coding region runs from base 445 to 1836 and encodes 463 amino acids.